UGAACCUCUUCCUAUAAUCCUAGGCCGGGCCGGGCAGCUCUAGAAUUUCUGGUGCACCAACUGCCGGUCACAGCUCCGUCGGCGGCCGCCGCGAGCAGCGCCACCCUGUCGCCCGCCGGUGAUUGAAGUCCGGUGAUUGCUCCCCGAACCGGUACCUUCGUGCUUUUCGCUGCUGAGAAAUGGCAAAAGGUCUAAUAUGGGCGACGGCUGAGGAUCUUGCGAGGAACAGGGGACGGGUUCUCUCUCUUUAUCGCCAAAUCUUGCGAAGCCUGAAUUCACCGAAACUGCCUCUUACUUUAGCUGCUAGACUAUCUAAGAAGGCCGAGGCAAAAGCCACCUUCAUGCUGGGUGCCGAAGAGAGAUCCAUCCACAACAUUGAGGACCUCAUAGAUGUUGCAGAGUAUUCUCUCUCCCUGUUGCGGAGGGGCGAAAUCCCCAAAUACAUACAAUAGACUGGUUCUGUGGGUGGGUGGGGCAUUCAAAAUGCGGAGGGGCAUUCAAAAUGCGGAGGGGCAGACAAAUGAAGGAGUUCUCCUUCCUUAGAAUUUCUUACAAUUUAAUCAGACGAGAUGAUGGGAUAUAACAGAAGGGAAGUAUGAAUGUAGGCAGAUGCAAAGGAAGCUUUAACCUUUCUUGGAGCAUUCCAACAUCUAUUCCAAAACUAUGCCAAACAAGAUAUG
Messenger RNA from Rhodamnia argentea, 680 nucleotides. RefSeq lists its product as uncharacterized. Bases 180 to 452 code for a protein of 90 amino acids. Lineage: Eukaryota; Viridiplantae; Streptophyta; Magnoliopsida; Myrtales; Myrtaceae. The record is from RefSeq and is a predicted model, not a curated record. The transcript has 3 exons.